Acanthochromis polyacanthus (spiny chromis) is the source of this 9672-nucleotide messenger RNA. RefSeq names its product plexin b1b (gene plxnb1b). The transcript is spliced from 40 exons. Gene Ontology annotation, cellular component: semaphorin receptor complex. Gene Ontology annotation, biological process: negative regulation of cell adhesion; axon extension; semaphorin-plexin signaling pathway involved in axon guidance. Gene Ontology annotation, molecular function: protein binding; semaphorin receptor activity. The record is from RefSeq and is a predicted model, not a curated record. NCBI's taxonomy places the organism in Eukaryota, Metazoa, Chordata, Actinopteri, Pomacentridae. The coding region runs from base 691 to 7455 and encodes 2254 amino acids.
CCAAACCCCUUUUUACGCCUGUUGGAGAGCUGCACCAAACCGAUCCCACCAGCACUUACCGGCUACAUGUGGGGGGAGAAACCUGCAGAGUGAAACCAAGCAGAGGACGCAAACUAAACGCAGCGUUACUUUUCAGUGCACGGAGGAACUGCGCUGGUUUCUGCUUCUUCUUCUGUCCCCAAACGGAGCGGUUCAUUGCGCGUAAACUAGUGAAAGUUGGGUUCCUGAGUGGAAAUGUGGAAGUCUGGACAGUGAGGACUGGUGUUGUCUCCACGUCGAGGAAUAACGUUACCUUCGCGGGGUGUACGAGCGCAGGUUGCGGAUAAAUUGGAUAAUUCAAAGGGAGAAAACUAGUAAAACUUUACCUUAACGAGGAGCGAAGCGGCGUCCUGAGGAGUUGGACCCAGUGUAAGGUUUGGACUAAUCCUCACGGGAGCUAUGGAAAGUUUGGAAAUGACAGGAAAAGCGUACUGAGCUUCCACAGACGUCUCACCAUCGAGUACCAUCCUGUCUGGUCAUCAAGCCUGGCAACCCUACUUUCUGUGAAAAGCCAAAUGUUCGUUCUGUUGUAGGCGAACCGCAGUGGAUCAGGUUGAAUUGGGAAAGAUGUGUUUUUAAACCAAAGCUGCUGGGAGAUCAAGAGGUGACAUGCCUCUGUAGAAGACCACUGGAAACAAAUGCUCUGCUGCCAUGCCUCCGGGGAUGGUACGUCGUCUUUCAGUGCUAGCAGUCCACGCACUGCUGUCCCUCCUGCUGCUAGCCGUCGACUGGCCCUGUACUUCACUACCCAGUGUUGUGGCCCAAGCAUCAGACUCUUCCCACUCUGAUCUUUACCCCACCUUUAUCCGGAAUGACACUCUGUUUGAACACCUGGCCCUCCAUCCUGACCCCAGCGUGGGUCGGGUCUAUGUUGGAGCCCGGGAUCACCUGUUCCAGUUAGAUCGAUUCCUCCAACCUGAACUCCAGGAUGACACCGGACCGGUCACAGACAGCCGGGAGUGUUUGCCUCCUGUAACUGAGAGCAACUGUCCUCAGGCAAGAGAAACCAGCAACCACAACAAGCUGCUGCUGGUUGAUCCUUACUCUAUGGAACUUAUUACCUGUGGGAGCGUCAACCAGGGAAUCUGCCAGAAACGUAGUCUGGAUUCUGUGGAUACAGUGCUUUUCUCCACUGAGAGGCCGGUGGAUACUCAAUACGUAGCAGCGAACCACCCCAAUGUUAGUACUGUCGGACUCGUGGUUCGCUCUCAUCCUGACAGGCAGCCGGUGCUGUUUGUGGGUCGGGGUUACACCAGCAGCCAUCCACCUAUUUCCACACGAAACCUCGCCCAGGAUCCUGUGUUUUCCUACGAGGAGACUGCCAAGUUAGCCGUGGCUGGCCGCCUCUCAGAGUACGACCAUCAUUUUGUGGCCUCGUUUGCCCACCGUCAGCAUGUUUACUUCCUCUUCUACAGACGGGACCUAAAGUCACAGUCGCGCGAGUAUCGAACUUACAUAUCUCGUGUGUGUUUGGACGACCAGGCCUAUUACUCCUACGUGGAAGUACCCUUGACGUGUCGAUCCAGGGCAGGUAAAAUUUACAACCUUCUGCAAGCAGUCCAACUGGGGUUGUCCAAAGAGGGUGGAGAGAGCCAAGGUUCAGAGUCUUUGCUUGGUGUCUUCUCGACUCGUCUGGCUUCAUCUACUCGGCCCAGUGAAGACUCGGCUCUUUGCAUGUUUAACCUCGAGGAUGUGGACCGCAGGAUCAACUCCACCAGAGACCUGUGCUACACACAGAUGGGCAAAGAAGCUGGUUUGGAGGCGGCCUACAUCGAGUACGAAGUCAAGUCCAACUGCGCCAACCUGCCAGAGAACACCCUGGACGCCUACCCCUGCGGCUCUGACCACACCCCCAGCCCGAUGGCCAGUCGCAUCGCCGUGGAGGUUGAGACUAUAUUGGACAGCCCGUCUGCCCGUCUCACCGCCGUGGCUGUCAGCGUGAGGGCGGGACAUACCAUCGCCUUCCUGGGAGACUCCAAAGGGAACCUGCACAAGGUGUUCUUGGGUCCAAACGGCGAGGUGGAGGAGUACUCUGUGAUCCCUGUACAGAUGAACACAGCCAUCAGCUCAGACCUGAUCCUGGACCAGAAAGAGGAGCAUCUCUUCAUCAUGACCAGAAACAUGCUGCAGAAGAGGCCGGUGGCUGAAUGCCAGCAGCACACCGACUGUCACUCCUGUCUGCUGGCCCACGACCCCUACUGUGGCUGGUGUGUCCUGGAGGGAAGGUGUGUGCUGAAGUCACAGUGCAGUCGUGGGAGCCAGCCUGGUCAGUGGCUGUGGAGCUUCGACAUGGAGCAGCAGUGUUUGACCGUCCAGGGCCUCAGCCCCUCCAACGUCAGCAGGGAGGAGAGCAGGAUGGUUUCUCUGUCCAUCCCAGGACUUCCGGUGUUAGAAAAAGGUGAAUCCUACUCCUGCUUCUUCGAGGACAGCCACAGUCCGGCCGCCGUCACUGAAACUGGAGUCACCUGUCAUUCUCCCGACACCAGCCGAGUUCCCAUGGUGCCUCCAGGACAGGAUUUUGUCACAGUCACCUUGUCUCUUCGUUUUGCCGACGUCACGGUCACAGAGAGGGGUUUCACCUUCUACGACUGCACGGCUGUUAAGCAGCUGUCUGGCAGCAUGCCCUGCCGUGGUUGUGUUUUGAGCCGAUGGGGCUGCAACUGGUGCGUCCACCAGCACUCGUGUACCCACAAACCCACCUGUGACGAAGGCGUGAUCAUCUACAACCAGCAUUUUAAACUCCCCACCUCACCUCCUCCCACCGCCAAAACCAUUAAAGUCAUCACGGCAGCCGCUACCACAACGGCUGCCCCGACAACCAUCACCACGACAACCACCACAACUCCUCCUCCCACCACCACCACAACAACUAUUGCCACUACGACUACCACUGCGGCCCCUGUCACUAUAGCAGCCACCCAGGAGCCCACCACCCCUCCAGCACCCACCACUCCACUCAUAACCUCCACCAGACCCGAGCCGACCACCCCGCCCAGCACCCUGCCGCCCAGCACCGCAGCACCCACCACCCCUCCACCUCCAGAGUCCGUCACCGGGAAGGAAGAAGAGACAGAAACAGGCGAGCUCGUCGUCGUCAUCCAAAGUCACUCCGGAGAUGCUACGGUUACAACCAGUGUCGCCAUGGGGGCGGCAGAGUUGAUGCCCGUCACCGUGGCAGACGGUCUGAGCGGAGAUCAGGACACCGUGAUGCCUCUGAUGAUCCCGGACUCUUCACCUCCAGAGGUGCUGAGAGAGUCGACACCCAACGUCUCCCAGGAAGCAGAGGGGGUGGUGAGUCUGGCCGAGCCCCCCAGCCUCGGCUCCUCUGGCUUCCCCCUGCCCACACCCUUCCCUGUGGGCGAACCGGUCGACUCCGAGCCCCACCUUCACUCGGAUGUGACUCCGACGCUGCUGCCCCCUCAAGACUCCCAAACCGAGGCAGGAAGCCCGGACGCCGACCCCGAGGUGAUCCUCUGGCCGAAAGAAGCCGACGUCCCCGCUGAGGGUCCCGUCCAGUCAGAAAACGAAACGGCUACGUUUUCAGCCACUACCGUGCUCUCAGGUGACGGUGAGGUCGACCACGCCCCCCCGUCCUACCCCCAUCUGCUGGAUACCGACUCAGAGCUGGACUACCAGUAUGAUUCAGCUGAUGCCUUCCUCCCGGGAGACGAAGGCUCCUACGUCAGCUGGGGCUCCUCAGCUUGUCCCUGUGUGGAGAAGGUCCAGGGUUCAUCGCUGCUGCCUGUCAGGGUGGAGAGGAAGAUCACUUUACUGGCUCGCAACCUGCACUUAUAUCAGGACGCAGAGCUGGACUACGAGUGUGUGUUGGUGAUUGAAGGCCAGACGGUGGUGGUGGACGCCUACGUGGAGACUGAUGAUAUCAAUCCAUCAAACUUUGACAUCACUUGUCAACUACACAAGUACUCAUACUCAGCUCUAGUGGAGGAAUAUAACGCCAUGGUCUAUGUGAAGAGGAGGGACACCUUCCAUGUGGAUAGUUCUCCUGAUCUCUACGUGACUCUGUACAACUGCUCUGUGGGUCGAUCCGACUGCAGCCGCUGCCACACGGCCGACCAGAAGUACGGUUGUGUUUGGUGUGGAGGUCCUCAGGCCAGCUGCUUGUAUUCAGACUCCUGCAGUGAACCCGUACAGCAGACAUGUCCAGCCCCCGUCAUACACUCAAUUGAGCCUCUCUCCGGCCUGUUGGAAGGAGGAACCAUGGUGACCAUCUCAGGCUCUAAUCUGGGCCAGAAGGCUGAGGACAUCCUCCAGUCUGUGCUGGUAGCUGGGGUUCCCUGCACGGUUCUUCCCAGCAUGUACGAGGUCUCCUCCAGGAUCGUGUGCAGGACCAAAGCCAGUGGAGGAGAGAAGACAGGCCAAGUGUCUGUGAAAGUCAGCGGAGGAGAGUUUGGUUUGUCCAGCCAGACAUUCAGCUACCAGGACCCAUUUGUGAUGGGGGUGUCGCCUGAAAGAGGCCCCAAAGCUGGAGGAACAACUCUGACCAUCACCGGCCGAAACCUGCUGACGGGUCGGCCGUCUGACCUCUCUGUGACUGUAGGAGGAGUUCCCUGCAACAUAGUGUCAGAGGUGCAGAGCUCCAGUGUUCAAUGUGUGACGGGCAGCAGCAAUAAAACAGGAGAUCAUCGAGUCACGCUGCAUUACGGCGGCAGCCAGCGCCACCUCAACCUCCAUGGUUACCGCUACACCCACAACCCCAACAUCACACACGCCACACCGGCCAAGAGCUUCCUGGAUGGCGGUCGGUUGAUCUAUGUGAGGGGCCACAACCUGGACGUGGUGCAGGAGCCUCGGAUGGUGGUGACCGUCGCUCCCUUCGAGACCAUCACUCAAAACAAGAGGAAGAAGCGAAGGAGGAGGAAGAGGAGGAGUGCAGAGGAGAGGAAGGAGAGGGAGAAAACCCUGGGAAGGAUGGUGUCUGACCGGGUCUGUUCUGGAGACCCUCUCUGCUCCGUCAAACAGUUCACGGAGCGCUGCGAGGUGAACUCCUCCUCCCUCAUUCUGUGUCGCUCUCCAAUGGUGGAUUUAUCCGUGUGGGGGUCCAAGGUCACUGUGGAGUUUCUGCUGGAUAACCUGCGAUUUAAUUUCAACCGUCUGAGCCCUCAGCCCUUCAGCUACGAGCCCAACCCCAUCCUGACUCCCCUGAACCAGCAGGACCCUCUGAAGGCCUACCGCUACAACCCCGGCAGCUUCAUCCAGCUGGAGGGGGAAAACCUGGACUUGGCCAUCACUAAGGAUGAGGUGGUGGUGCUGGUCGGGGAGGGUGUUUGUGCUGUGAAGACUCUGACCAGAAACCAUCUCUACUGUGAGCCGCCGCCCCAGCAGCCUGCACCGGGAUCCAACGGCAAGAAACGCGAGGGCUCCGACAACCUGCCUGAAUUCACUGUCCAAAUGGGCAACCUGAACUUCUCUCUGGGUAAGGUUCAGUACGACAACCUCAGCCUGUCCACCUUCCCUGUGGAGGCUCAGAUUGGAGUUGGAGUCGGGGCCUCCAUAGUGGCCCUCAUCGUCCUGAUCAUCGUGCUCAUCUACAGGAGAAAGAGUAAACAGGCUCUCCGGGACUACAAGAAGGUUCAGAUCCAGCUGGAGAACCUGGAGACCAGCGUGAGAGACCGAUGCAAGAAGGAGUUUACAGACCUGAUGACUGAGAUGAUGGACAUGUCCAGCGACCUGGUGGGCUCAGGGAUCCCCUUCCUCGACUACCGAAUGUACGCCGAGCGCAUUUUCUUCCCCGGCCACCGGGAGUCUCCACUGAGGCGAGACCUGGAUGUCCAGGAGUGUCGGCGACAGACGGUGGAGCAGGGCCUGGUGCAGCUGUCCAACCUGCUCAACAGCAAACUCUUCCUCACUAAGUUCAUUCACACUCUGGAGAGCCAGCGAACGUUCUCUCCCAGAGACCGAGCCUACGUGGCCUCGCUGCUGACGGUGGCCCUCCACGGGAAACUGGAGUAUUUCACCGACAUCCUCAAGACUCUUCUGAAUGACCUGGUGGAGCAGUACGUGGCCAAGAACCCCAAACUGAUGCUGCGAAGAACGGAGACGGUGGUGGAGAAGCUGCUGACCAACUGGAUGUCCAUCUGCCUCUAUGCUUUCCUCAGGGACUCAGCAGGAGAGUCUCUGUACAUGCUGUUCAGGGCAAUAAAGCACCAGGUAGAUAAAGGACCGGUGGACGCUGUGACCGGGAAGGCCAAGUACACCCUCAAUGACAACCGCCUGCUGCGUGAGGACGUCGAGUACAAGACCCUGACGCUGAACGUCCUGGUUCAGGGCGGAGGAGUGAACGAGAGCCAGCCGCUGCCCUCCAAAGUGCUGGACUGCGACACCAUCACACAGGUGAAAGAGAAGCUGCUGGAUCAGGUGUACAAGGGCACCUCCUUCUCCCACCGACCCCACGCCGACUCUCUGGACCUGGAGUGGAGGUCUGGUGUUGCCGGUCAUCUCAUCCUGUCCGACGAGGACUUGACCUCCGUGGUUCAGGGCAACUGGAAACGCCUCAACACGCUGCAGCAUUACAAGGUCCCAGACGGUGCAACAGUAGCUCUGGUCCCCCGACACACGAAGCACAUUCACCAUGACAACCACGACUACGUAGCAGGAGAGAAGACUCCGAUGCUGGAGGAUGCAGAUGAAGGUGGAGUGAGAUUGUGGCAUCUGGUGAAGGCCAGCGAGGAGCCGGAGCUGCCCAAACACCGCCGAGGCAGCCUGAGAGAGCGAGAGAGGGCCAAGGCCAUCCCCGAGAUCUACCUGACCCGCCUGCUGUCCAUGAAGGGGACGCUGCAGAAGUUUGUAGACGAUCUGUUCACAGUGAUCCUCAGCACCAGUCGUCCCGUCCCGCUGGCUGUCAAAUACUUCUUUGACCUUCUGGACGACCAGGCGGGACAUCAUGGCAUCUCUGACCUGGAAACAAUCCACAUCUGGAAGACCAACAGCCUCCCGCUGCGUUUCUGGAUCAACAUCGUGAAGAAUCCUCAGUUUAUCUUUGACGUUCAGGCGUCUGACCACGUGGAUGCUGUACUCUCCGUCAUCGCACAGACCUUCAUGGACUCCUGCACCAUCGCUGAGCACAAACUGGGGCGGGAUUCUCCCAUCAACAAGCUGCUGUAUGCCAGAGACAUCCCCCGCUACAAACAGAUGGUGGAAAGGUACUAUGCUGACAUCAGGCAGACUAUCUCAGCCAGUGACCAGGAGAUGAACUCUGCUCUGGCUGAACUGUCCAGGAACUACUCCGGAGAGCUCAACUACCUGGUUGCAUUGCACGAACUCUACAAGUACAUCAACAAAUACUACGACCAGAUCAUCACGGCGCUGGAGGAGGACACCACGGCACAGAAGAUGCAGCUCGGCUACAGACUGCAGCAGAUCGCCGCCGCUGUGGAGAAUAAAGUCACCGACUUGUGACAGAGGAAACGACUGCCAGUGUUACUGCAGACGGCACAGUGUGGGAGACGAAUAAGAGAGAGAGACGGGCGCCCUGGUGGUUCAACUUUACCCACUGAUGGGGAAACAGACUCUUCUUUUUGAGGAGGAAUGAUGGAAGUUAAGAUUUUUGUUUGGUUUUUUUUUAAGCGAAGGAUCAGAAGAUUGAGAUUGGUGUUAAAGUUCGCAUCCAAGGACCUUUUUGUUUCUGGUGUUUGCUGAUGGAUACUGAGGCCUUGAGCUCGCUGUAGAAUCAGGACGGCAGGCGGACGCUGAACCGGCCCGGACCAGGAAACGGCGGGUGUUUAAAAGACGCCGGUCAGGUUUGCUGUCAAACUGUUCACUUUAUGAAGAGUCAUUUGGAGUGUUUUCGCUCCAGAACAAGUACUGGAGUCACGCUGAUCCACUUCCAGCUGAUCUAAUCUGAGGACUGAUUAAAUGGGCAUUUUAUGUCGCCGUUUUCCCUCUGGAGUCAGUUUCAUGAAACUGUACCUCUUCUGCCUUGUGUGCUUGUCGCUGCUGUACGUUCUGAAGUCAUUUCUGUGUGUGUGUGUGGAUGGUGAUUUGUGUGUGUUUGUGCAGCUCUACACUUUGCCCUGGUUGUCAAUCUACAUCCUGUAUCGUCACAUUUCUGCUUUCUACAGUCUUGAAGUAACUGGGUAUUAUAUUUCACAUCUAAGAGUGAGCAGUAUUUGAAAAGCUGAACUUGAAGAGAAUUUUUUCACAUUUUAAAAAAGACUUGGUCACAACUUUCUUUAGAGCAAAUAUUAAAAAGUUGUAUUAAGUCACUGCCACUCUCUACCUCAGCCUAUCGUGCUGCAUCGACUGCUCUCUUUUUCUGUCGUGUUGUUAACCCAAUAAAAACACCAUAUGAUGCUUUUCGACCAGCUGCAUCUGCCAGUGCAGCAGCAGCGCACAGAUCUGCCCUCACACGCCUGCUUUCCAAGCUGUAAACACACAUUUCAGAUAUUUCUAGUUCAUUUUUUUCUGUGUGAGUUAUUAGAGGCGCAAACCUGCUAGUUGGAGCAUUUUAAGGUACUUAAACCCCGACUGAGUUUACUGUUUCUUGCUUUUAUACAUAUUCAUGUGGAUGUGUCUAUAGUGUACAAGUCACUGGAAAGUCAAUAGAGAAUAAAAACAAAACUCAUGUUAAUGAAGUGCAGUUCUAGUGUGCACCAGUGUUUUAUUGUGUGUUUCUGUUUUGUACAUGUUUUAACAUUCCUUUUAGGUUUGUGAUAAAUCCUGGUUCAAACUCCAAGCUGAGGCUACGGUACAUGUUGUUGGUGCACAGUUCCUGUACUGAACACCGGGUGGCACUGUUUCCUGUCAUAACGUUGUCUGUCUUUUUAUUCCUUUAAGUUAAUUCUGCUACUGGUUCAGUAGAGAUAGCUGAUCCUUUGAUACAGUUUGAAGUCUUUUCAAACAGGACCUAAUGUUUGCUUCUGUACUUUUUAACGAAGGUGGCUUUGACAUUUGUUGAUACUGAUCUCUGGUACCCCUAAAAAAGUGUUUAUUAAAAGCACUUUAUCUAGAUUGAGGUUAGAUAUCUGCCCAAAUCCAUGUGCAAACCUGGACACAGCACCCAGACCAGUGUGAAACCAUAGUUUUAGUAAAUCUUAUAUACACAUUUAUCAAAUAUCUUCCAAUCUGCCGUUGUUAAAUGCUGUUUUAUUCUCUAAAUCACAAUAUCUGUAAGGAGACUAGACUCCAACUUCACUACUCAGCUUCAUCAGUACAUCAGUCAACACUACAGGCAACAAGUCUCCUCUUAAAAAGUAAUGAGACUUGAUUUGCAGCCCUUUUCUUCACUGACCAAAACAGAUGAGGAUUUGUGUCCAUCUGAAGAUUGAGUCUGAAGCGUGUCAGAAUGUAGCGCUUAGGUUUGUCACUACAUUACUUAACACAGCAAACUAAUGACUCAUGUGAACAGAAACAGAUGGUUUGUUCAUCUGAGGGGUGGGGAGGAAGCUCAGCGAUGGUCGAGACGAACCGUCUGAGGGAAAAACUGUAACUGUCGUUAGGCUGUAUAAAUUUGGCGAUGUAGAGCAGGCUCUGCAAGGAGCGGCUUUAGGGAUGUUUCAUAUUUUGUGUGUUAAUAUCAUUGUACAUACUGAUUCCAAAUGUAACUGUAGUGAUUUAACCUGUUUAUUAAGAGAAGUUGCAAAUUCUCACAGAUGUAAUAAAGUAUUCUUAAAAUGA